Carica papaya (papaya) is the source of this 3041-nucleotide messenger RNA. Its product is annotated as Zinc finger (C3HC4-type RING finger) family protein. NCBI's taxonomy places the organism in Eukaryota, Viridiplantae, Streptophyta, Magnoliopsida, Brassicales, Caricaceae. The record is from RefSeq and is a predicted model, not a curated record.
UCCCUGUGUAACAUAUAGCACACGGAGAUAGAGAAGCAAAGUAGAUCUCGAGCUUUUUAGUUUUGUGAAUUUUCUUUGCGGAAAUCAAAAGAAAAAUGGAAAUUUGAGAAGAAAAAGGAAGUAGAAAUCAGAAAGGAGCUUUCCCUUACAGUUUUCUUUUUUUUUUUUUCUCUGCGGAUUGGUUGCAUAUGUACAUAUAUAAUCUUUAUAAUCUCUAUCUUCAGUGUCUACUUUGUCUCUUUGCUUUACAGCAUUUGAUCCCAUGCUUGUAUCUUUGUAACCGAUCAUACCCUUUUGUCCUCUGUGCCAGCCAUAUGAUCAGAUCGACAUUAAACAAGGAUUCUUUUUCUCUUUAUCCUGUUGUUGAUUAAUGUGGACAAGAGAAAGAAAGCCGUAAAGAGGUAUAUUAGAGGUGAAAAGGAUAGGGGAAAAAGGAAGACAGAAGGUUCAUGCUUGUUCUAGGAUUCUGGGUUUUUUGAGAAAUGGGUACUGGUUGGAGAAGGGCAUUUUGCACGACGAUUCCUCGAGAACGAGAAACAACGAUGGGGGAAAAGCAACAACGCAGUCCUUGUACGAGUCCAAGCCCAAGGAGCUGUGCGAAGCUUGGUUUUCUCUCCGGUGGAAGCAAUCCUUCCACUCCACGAUUGCAGUGUCAACCGGCGUCGAGCCCGAGCCUACGCUGCCGUACUGCUAGUUCCGGCGAAGCACUGGCCACAAAUGACCUCCCCAGAAACCAAUGCAAAACCACCCCCAAGGCAUCCAAGAGCCCCAGACCAGUACUGGGUUCAAACCCGUCCUCACCUCGAUCCCCUCUCAAGCUCUCUCUUUUUAAGAACAGCUUCAAGUUCAGGAGUAGCUGCGGGAUAUGCUUGAAUAGCGUGAAGACAGGUCAGGGCACGGCCAUUUACACAGCUGAAUGCUCGCAUGCCUUUCACUUUCCGUGCAUAGCAGAUCAUGUCCGGAAGCAUGGCACCCUGGUCUGUCCCGUCUGUAAUACUACCUGGAAAGACGUCCCUCUCCUUGCCGCCCACAAAAAUCUUGCCACCCAAGAUUCCCAACCCUGUCAAGACGACUCUGGUUUAGUCCACAACAAUCCAAUUAAUUCAAAAGUUGAAGACAAGAGAGUUAUUGAAUCUUCGCCUAGAGCAGCCAACAGGCGAGAUUCUAAACAGCCACCUAUGCCUAGCCCAUCCGAUUUGAGAAUCUACGACGAUGACGAGCCGUUGCUAUCACCGACUGCUGGUGCUCGCUUUGUCCCCAUUCCUGAAGCGGACGAGAAUGGCGACGAGGAGGAUGAAAACGACGACGUAGAGGAGUUCCAAGGAUUCUUUGUCACUCCUAAUAAUUCGUCAUCUACCAAAUCUGAUGAGCUCCCCCUCAAUGGUCGAUGUUCACGAAACGUUCAGGUCAGACUCAUGCCGGAAUCCGCUGUUAUAUCGGUUGGCCGUGGCUACGAAACUUAUGCUGUCGCAUUGAGGGUGAAGGCGCCGCCACCGCCGCCACCAACAACGGGAAGAGGCAGCAAUACGACGCCGGUUUUUGACCCUUCACUUCGGGCGCCAAUUGAUUUGGUGACUGUACUCGACGUGAGUGGGAGUAUGACCGGAGCCAAGCUUCAGAUGCUGAAACGUGCCAUGCGGUUGGUUAUUUCGGCGCUCGGCUCGUCUGAUCGGCUCUCCAUUGUGGCUUUCUCGGCUACGGCUAAGAGAUUGUUGCCUCUCAGGAGAAUGACAGCUCAGGGCCAGCGCGCGGCUAAGCGCAUUGUCGACCGGCUCGUUUGCGGUCAAGGGACCAGCGUUGGUGAUGCUUUGAAGAAGGCCGCUAAGGUGCUCGAAGAUCGGAGGGAGAGAAAUCCCGUCGCCAGUAUAAUGCUUUUAUCUGACGGUCAGGAUGAAAGGGUCCAGGCUAAUGCGGGUAAUCAACGGCACAGUUCAAGCCACGCGUCCUCCACUCGAUUUGCUCACAUAGAGAUCCCAGUACAUUCUUUCGGUUUUGGAAGAAGCGGGGGCUACAGCCACGAGCCGGCUGAGGACGCGUUUGCCAAAUGCGUAGGUGGAUUACUGAGCGUAGUCGUACAAGAUUUGAGAAUUCAGCUCAGCUUUUCGUCGGCUUCCUCUCAAGCCCAGAUAUCAGCCGUCUAUUCAUGCAACGGACGGCCAACGGCGUUCAACUCGGGAUCCGUUCGUCUCGGCGAUCUAUACGCCGAGGAAGAGAGGGAGCUGCUGGUUGAGCUACGGGUCCCAGAAUUAGCGGUUGGGUCCCACCACGUGAUGUCCGUUCGAUGCCUCUACAAGGACCCCGCUACACAGGAGGUGAUAUAUGGCAGAGAUCAGCCUUUGUUGGUUCCCCGGCCCCACACCGUACGAUCAUCAUUGCCCAAGAUCGAACGGCUCAGGAAUCUUUUCUUCACGACUCGAGCAAUAGCUGAGUCGCGGAGAUUGUCAGAACACGGCGAUUUCACCAGCGCGCACCACUUAAUGGCGUCGGCUCGAGCCUUGCUAGUGCAAUCGGGGUCAGCCGCAGCUGAGGAGUACGUGAGGGCGCUGGAGGCCGAGUUGGCGGAACUUCACUGGAAGAGGCAACAACUGAUAGAGCAGCAUCAGCGAAUGGUGGUGAUGCAACGGAGGAGAGGGAGCGAGAGGGAGAAGGAGGUGAUGGUGUUGAUGGACGAGAAUGGUGAGCCGCUUACGCCGACAUCGGCUUGGAGAGCGGCGGAGAAGCUGGCUAAGGUAGCCAUGAUGAAGAAGUCGUUGAACAAAGUCAGCGAUCUGCACGGCUUCGAAAAUGCAAGAUUUUGAUUGGAUAUUAUUAUUCAACCUAGGAAAGAAAAAUAGAGAUGGGGCUUAAAAGUGAAUGAAAAAAAUAUGGGGACAAGCUGGGGAGCAGACGGCGCGGGCCUUUUUGCGGAAAAUGACGAAAGAAAUGGCCCACAGAAGAAUUGAUUGAGUUAUGGUGCCUUUUUUUUUUUUUGUUUUUGUUUUUGUUUUCGUCUGAUUAUGAUUCGGAAGCUCAAUAUAUUUUAGAGAUUAUAUUUGCAGGGA